CCCGCAGCCGCCUCUGACAGCGCCGCGCCCCCCCAGGGCAGGCGGGCGGCGGGGUGCUGCUGAAUCCCGCCCGGCCGCUCCAGCUCCUCUUGCCCCCCUGCGCGGCGCUCCGCGGGCUGCGGACACCAUGGGCGAGAGGGCGCCGCCACCAUGACCGCGGAGCCGCCGGCGCAGCUCCCUGCCAACCCCCCCGCGGACCAUGUUCCAUGCUUUUUUUAGAUCUAUCUUUUGGGUUGUGCCCCUGCUCCUUGUUCUGUCUCCAGUGAAUUCAUCUAGUUGUGCAAUGGGAAAUAAAACAACUGAAAUCCGUGUGAAGUAUGAGAAUAUACUAAGCUACGACAUCAAUGAGCUGGUAAAUAUGUCUGCAGAGUAUCGUGACAGGUGCUGCAAGAAUAAAAAACAUGAAAAUACCAAAAUGUUUUUCUGCAAUGAUACUCAGGAAAUAGAAUCACUACAGAGUAUGGCAUGUAACAUGCUCAGGUUCUUUCAUAAGCAAAAAAUCAGCAAAGACUUCAGAUGGAAAGCAGCACUAGUCUCAUGUGGGACAUUACAGGUCCUACAGUGCAAAUGUGAAAGACAUAAAAAAGAAAAGGUUUGCACACAGCUAAAUACACAUAAUAAAGAAGAUACAGAAACAGGUGAACAGUCCAAAAAGAAAUGUAACCAAGAAUUUUGUGAACUGAAAGAAAAUACAUCUAGCCUUCGAUCCUGCUGGAAUAAAUUUGAAAAAAUAAUUUCCAGGUGAUUCCAGGCGAAUCCUGCUUUUUUUUCCUAAGUGGCAUUAUCUGGUAUCUUUGCAUUCUACAUGCAUUCUUCGAGUAACUCUGCUCGCUUAUAUUGAACACUUUAUGCCAGAAUUCUGAUGGAAAGCUACCAUGUCUUCUUCCUGGAGAUGGAAUGAGCAGAAACGGCUAAACCAAGCUGCUGAAGUCCAAGAAGUGGAAAUAAAGGACCAGUGUUUGAAACAAAGGACUCUGCAGAGGGCUGUGUUCCACCUUCGUGCUCUGGAAACGGCUUUGAAUUUUCUGAUCUUUUGAGUAACUACAUUAUAACGUCAUACAAAAGCAAUCUAUUUACACACCUACUGCAAUUUAUAAAACCUCCUUAGAAGCUGCAGGUGAAGAAAACAGUAUGGAAAAGUAGCUGGUUUCCUUACAUCUAUAUAAAAUGCAUCAAGGACCAAAAGGAACAAUUUACCAAACAAACAGCACGUCUUGGUCUGUUCUGCUGAUGCAAUAAUGUUGUCAGCAUGGGUAUCUAAUGGGUCUGCAAACCGAUUAAUGUUUGGAAAAACGGAGAAAAGGUUAACUUUUUGAAAAACUUAAGAAGGGUACCGACUUUUGAGAGAUGUAGCACACGUCUACUGGCAAGACAGUGAGACCUACGGAAAGCGAGAAAGGAGAUGCCUGAAUGCAAGUUUGUUCAGCUGACUGGAAGCAGCACCAGCCUUAUGGGUUUGGUUAUCACGAAGUUCGCUGCAGGAGGAGCUAGAAUUUCUUGCCUUCAGAUUGUGAUUUCUUAUAUGCAAUUAUUUUACAUAACGUGUUUAACAUGUUAGACAAACGUGACAUAAAAUGUGUGAAUAUUUUCAGAGAAUAAUAUAUUGGCAUUUAACUAAUAAAGUGUUCAUAUUUAAUUUUGGAUAAAUAGAAGUAUUUUUAUAGUUGUUUAUAACUCUUUUACAGUUUCUUACUUUGAUAUUAUAACUCCUUUGGUAAUAAAAUAUUUGUCUCCU
Molecule: messenger RNA, 1735 nt
Organism: Columba livia (rock pigeon)
Lineage: Eukaryota; Metazoa; Chordata; Aves; Columbiformes; Columbidae
Gene: IL7
Product: interleukin 7
Exons: 5
Coding region: 200-745 (181 amino acids)
Biological process (GO): immune response
Cellular component (GO): extracellular region
Molecular function (GO): interleukin-7 receptor binding; growth factor activity
Source: RefSeq, a predicted model, not a curated record